UGAAAGUUAUAGAUGGGUUUUACAGCAAACAAUUGAGGCUACAGGAGUUCAGCCCGGCGCUUUUAUGAUUGAUGCAGAUCCAGGUCUUGAAAGUGUUGUUCCUGAAAUAUAUCCUGAUACCUACCUACUUCAUUGUAUCUGGUACAUUGGGCGUAACAUUGAAAAGCAGCUUGCAAAGCUACUUGGUGAUAAUUAUGCAGAUUUUAUCAAAGCAUUUUAUCCAAAAGCAUUUACAAGUCGAGUUUUUACGGCAGGAAUAAUAUCUACACAACAAUCUGAAUCAAUAAACGGUAUAAUUAAAUGGACUGUAAAUGAAAGAACUCAACUUCACAUCCUGUUUAACCGAAUUGAAUCACGUGUUGCAGAAAAACAAUUUGCUAGUCGGUUUGCAGCUUGGUGUGAAAAGACAACAUCAUAUAUGACAUCAAGUGUUCCUGGACAACUUUUUCCUGAAAUAUACAAUAUUUUGCAAAAGUAUGUAAUGCCUAAAAUUUUACAGUUACAUAUUGAUCAAAUGAAUGAGGUGGUGAUGCAUCAUAGCAAAAAGGUUAAUUUUGAGGAUCUAUAUAAUUUAACAUUGGAGGUUGUUGAUAAUGGGCCGAUUGAAUUUGAGUAUGACUUUCGUCAGAUACAUUUUGAUGAACUUCUUGAGGAGAUUGAUCAUUUCUUAGUUGCUGAGGUUUGGGAAGUUCAAUCAAUCGAGCAUAAAUCGAAUAUUGGACAGAAUAAGAAAUUCAUUAGAAAAGAACAGUUUAACACCAUUUUUACCUUCUUUUCUGGAUGUGCUGAUUCGUGGAAUACCAUGCUUAUUGAAGCUCCUGUACAAGCUGCAGCAAAAGCAAUUGGCCGUAAACAAUCGAUUAAAGGAACAUUGCUUGGGCUUGCCCGUAAAUGUGUAGAAGUAGUUAAUUACGAUGAUUUAAAUGAUUCAAAGAUUUUGAUGGAAAUAUUUAAGAAAUGGAUAUGCAUCCAUGAGGAAGCACAAUACAGCAAACAAAUUAUAGAACAGGAACUAGAUGAUAACCAAAUU
Molecule: messenger RNA, 1030 nt
Organism: Racocetra fulgida
Lineage: Eukaryota; Fungi; Glomeromycota; Glomeromycetes; Diversisporales; Gigasporaceae
Source: the annotation of a GenBank genome assembly